Messenger RNA from Rattus norvegicus (Norway rat), 6181 nucleotides. The record is from RefSeq and is a predicted model, not a curated record. Lineage: Eukaryota; Metazoa; Chordata; Mammalia; Rodentia; Muridae.
AUCCUGCUCGAGUUUCCGCCUCUCUCAGGGAGCGCUUCCGGCAGAAACGGGAAGGGGAGAGAAGAAAGAGAGGGCUAGGGAGCCGGUGGAGCAUGCGCAUUACUUCAUGCGGCACUUCUGCGCCCCCUAGAGGCGUCUGGCCCCCAGCCUUCACCUGUUCCCUUUUCAGAUCCAUGAUUGCUGUUCUUGUUGUGACAUCCACUGGUUUAAUGGGAGCCAUCUGUGGAAUCUCUGGAGACGAUCUACUGGAGCCUGGGUGGGGGGUCACCAGCGUGAACAUAAGUGAAGGCAUCUGUGUUUGUUGAGAAUCCAUGAUUGCGAGUGGUCUCGUGGUAUCCAGAAGACAGCAUUCUGUAGCCUGUUUCCUUUGCUCCUGCUCUUAUGGUCUCUAUGCCCUCUCAUUUGCAGAGCUCCCUAAGCUUCAUGAAGGAUGACGCAAGAUGUCCUUCGAGGGAGCCAGGCUCAGCAUGAGGAGCCGCAGAAAUGGAACUCUGGGCAGCACCCGGACCCUGUACUCCAGCGUGUCUCGGAGCACAGACGUGUCCUACAGUGAAAGUGAUUUGGUGAAUUUUAUUCAGGCAAAUUUUAAAAAACGAGAAUGCGUCUUCUUUACCAGAGACUCCAAGGCCAUGGAGAGCAUAUGCAAGUGUGGUUAUGCCCAGAGCCAGCAUAUCGAAGGCACCCAGAUCAACCAAAAUGAGAAGUGGAACUACAAAAAACACACCAAGGAGUUUCCAACAGACGCCUUUGGGGACAUUCAGUUUGAGACUCUGGGGAAGAAAGGCAAGUACUUACGCUUAUCCUGUGACACGGACUCUGAAACCCUCUACGAACUGCUGACCCAGCACUGGCACCUCAAAACACCCAACCUGGUCAUCUCAGUGACGGGUGGAGCCAAAAACUUUGCUUUGAAGCCACGCAUGCGCAAAAUCUUCAGUCGGCUGAUCUACAUCGCUCAGUCUAAAGGGGCAUGGAUUCUUACCGGAGGCACUCAUUACGGGCUGAUGAAGUACAUAGGUGAGGUGGUGAGAGAUAACACCAUCAGCAGGAACUCGGAAGAGAACAUCGUGGCCAUCGGCAUAGCGGCCUGGGGCAUGGUCUCCAACAGGGACACCCUCAUCAGGAAUUGUGAUGAUGAGGGACAUUUUUCAGCUCAAUAUAUCAUGGAUGACUUCAUGAGAGAUCCUCUCUACAUCCUGGACAACAAUCAUACCCACCUGCUGCUUGUGGACAACGGUUGUCAUGGACACCCCACGGUGGAAGCCAAACUUCGGAAUCAGCUGGAGAAGUACAUCUCUGAGCGCACCAGUCAAGAUUCCAACUAUGGUGGUAAGAUCCCCAUCGUGUGUUUUGCCCAGGGAGGUGGAAGAGAAACUUUGAAAGCCAUCAACACCUCUGUCAAAAGUAAGAUCCCCUGUGUGGUGGUGGAAGGCUCGGGGCAGAUUGCCGAUGUGAUUGCCAGCCUGGUGGAGGUAGAGGAUGUUUUAACCUCUUCCAUGGUCAAAGAGAAGCUGGUACGGUUUUUACCCCGCACUGUGUCCCGGCUGCCUGAAGAGGAGAUUGAGAGCUGGAUCAAAUGGCUCAAAGAAAUUCUUGAGAGCCCCCACCUCCUCACGGUCAUCAAGAUGGAGGAGGCUGGAGACGAGGUCGUGAGCAGCGCCAUUUCCUACGCGCUGUACAAAGCCUUCAGCACUAAUGAACAAGACAAGGACAACUGGAACGGACAGCUGAAGCUUCUGCUGGAGUGGAACCAACUGGACCUUGCCAGUGAUGAGAUCUUCACCAAUGACCGCCGCUGGGAGUCUGCCGACCUUCAGGAAGUCAUGUUCACGGCCCUCAUAAAGGACAGGCCCAAGUUUGUCCGCCUCUUCCUGGAGAAUGGCCUCAACCUGCAGAAGUUCCUCACCAAUGAAGUCCUCACGGAGCUCUUCUCCACCCACUUCAGCACCCUAGUGUACCGGAACCUGCAGAUCGCCAAGAACUCCUACAACGAUGCACUCCUUACCUUUGUCUGGAAGUUGGUGGCAAACUUCCGUAGAAGCUUCUGGAAAGAGGACAGAAGCAGCAGGGAGGACUUGGAUGUGGAACUCCAUGAUGCAUCUCUCACCACCCGGCACCCCCUGCAGGCUCUUUUCAUCUGGGCCAUUCUUCAGAACAAGAAGGAACUCUCCAAGGUCAUCUGGGAGCAGACCAAAGGCUGUACUCUGGCCGCCUUGGGGGCCAGCAAACUUCUGAAGACCCUGGCCAAAGUUAAGAAUGAUAUCAACGCAGCUGGGGAAUCUGAGGAACUGGCUAAUGAGUAUGAGACCCGAGCAGUGGAGUUGUUCACUGAGUGUUACAGCAGUGAUGAGGACUUGGCAGAACAGCUACUGGUCUACUCUUGUGAAGCCUGGGGUGGGAGCAACUGUCUGGAGCUGGCGGUGGAGGCUACGGACCAGCAUUUCAUUGCUCAGCCUGGGGUCCAGAAUUUCCUUUCUAAGCAAUGGUAUGGAGAGAUUUCCCGAGACACGAAGAACUGGAAGAUUAUCCUGUGUCUGUUCAUCAUCCCCCUGGUGGGCUGUGGCCUCGUAUCGUUUAGGAAGAAGCCCAUUGACAAGCACAAGAAGCUGCUCUGGUACUACGUGGCCUUCUUCACUUCGCCCUUCGUGGUCUUCUCCUGGAACGUGGUCUUCUACAUCGCCUUCCUCCUGCUGUUUGCGUAUGUGCUGCUCAUGGACUUCCACUCGGUGCCACACACCCCCGAGCUGAUCCUCUAUGCCCUGGUCUUCGUCCUCUUCUGUGAUGAAGUGAGGCAGUGGUACAUGAACGGAGUGAAUUAUUUCACCGACCUAUGGAACGUUAUGGACACACUGGGACUUUUCUACUUCAUAGCGGGUAUUGUAUUCCGGCUUCACUCUUCAAAUAAAAGCUCUUUGUACUCCGGGCGAGUCAUUUUCUGUCUGGAUUACAUUAUAUUCACUCUAAGGCUCAUCCACAUUUUCACCGUGAGCAGGAACCUGGGACCCAAGAUUAUAAUGCUGCAGCGGAUGCUCAUCGACGUUUUCUUCUUCUUGUUUCUCUUUGCUGUGUGGAUGGUGGCCUUCGGCGUAGCCAGACAGGGGAUCCUUAGGCAAAAUGAACAGCGCUGGAGGUGGAUCUUCCGCUCUGUCAUCUAUGAGCCCUACCUGGCCAUGUUUGGCCAGGUGCCCAGUGAUGUGGACAGUACCACAUAUGACUUCUCCCACUGCACCUUCUCGGGAAAUGAGUCCAAGCCACUGUGCGUGGAGCUAGAUGAAUACAAUCUGCCCCGCUUCCCUGAGUGGAUCACCAUCCCACUAGUGUGCAUCUACAUGCUCUCCACCAACAUCCUUCUGGUCAAUCUCCUGGUCGCCAUGUUUGGCUACACGGUGGGCAUUGUGCAGGAGAACAACGAUCAGGUCUGGAAGUUCCAGCGGUACUUCCUGGUGCAGGAGUACUGCAACCGCCUCAACAUCCCCUUCCCCUUCGUCGUCUUCGCUUACUUCUACAUGGUGGUCAAGAAGUGUUUCAAAUGCUGCUGUAAAGAGAAGAACACGGAGUCUUCUGCCUGCUGUUUCAGAAAUGAGGACAACGAGACUUUGGCGUGGGAGGGCGUCAUGAAGGAGAAUUACCUUGUCAAGAUCAACACGAAGGCCAACGACAACGCAGAGGAGAUGAGGCAUCGGUUCAGACAACUGGACACAAAGCUUAAUGAUCUCAAAGGUCUUCUGAAAGAGAUUGCUAAUAAAAUCAAAUAAGGCAGGCGACUGCUCAUGGAGAGAAGUCAAAUUGCAAUAAGAUCAAAUCAAACACCUGGAUUUGGAGGCUCGUGGGACUCUGAUAAACAAUACUGCUAUUGACUUCUAAAGGAGACAUUUCCAGGUCCCUGGGCACAAAGUGGAUGAGUCAUAGUCACCCUCAAGGGCAUAGGUCAGGGACCAAAGUGUACAGAGAACUGUGCACAAGAAGAGGAGUGCAAAGGUUCCUCCAUGAAGGUGCCUGUGCUGUCUGCAUCUCGGAGCCUUGAACUGAUGCUGAAGGUUUAAGUGAUGACACACCUUUCCCACCCUCGUCUCAUGCACCUCCCAUGACUGUGACCCUGGCCCUGAUUUUACACCUACACUGCUAUUGUGUUUAUUUCCUACUGUCCCCUUUCUGCAUUGUAUGAUGAAUUCAUCGACAUAGUGUCAGAGUCCUACACCACCCCAAAGAAAAGUCAGGCCGGAUGCUAAAAUACCCUGGGGCAACCUCUCCUUUCUCACAUGUCAAACGUGGGAGGUGUGGGGGGGGCACACGGAGGCAGUGACUUCUUUCUCUGGGGCUCUCCAGGACUCCUGCUGAAGGAACCCUUGAGAGCCGUACCUUGCUCCUUUUGAUUUUGGGAGUGUGCCUCUCCUCCAUUCUCUCAUUAUUUCCCCAUUGAGAAUAGCAAAUGGAUCUCACAGGAGGUUAGAGGAGCACAAAAAUGUAUGGAAACGGCCUCCCACUCACAGCCCUUGCUCACACUUCCGUGUGUUUGCUCAAUCCCAGCCUUUUCUAUGCAUGCUACACUUCACUUUUAAAAAAAAAAUCUUACACGAUGUCAUUGUCUGCACAUACAGUUUUCUAGAGGCCUUUUCAUCAACUAUUUUAUCUGAGAUGUUUUCCUCACAGUCUUUACAAGUAUUACCAGUCAUCUAGCAAUAUUCAGACCUCUAGCCAUCUCCACAAUGUAGGUUAUUGACUCCUCCUGGCUGUCAAAAUGAAUGUCCUUGUGCAUGUCUUCUCUCUGCAUUAAGAACAUCAAGCAAUCGCAUACAUAGGAUAUUAGAGUCUUUGCAAUAUCUGUUGGUUACCAAGCCACUUGCAAGGCUUUUUCCAUCAAUGUAUAUAGCAAAAUAGGAUUUAGUCACUUAUGCGUAAGACAUAAGCUAUAUGGAGUUCUCUCUAGUAAGACAUAUUCCAUUUCAUUCUCACUUUAGGAAGAAGCCAACACUCUCAUCUAGGUGUUUGUGGAGCAUGCAGUGUUGGUGCAGACUUGGAGUGAUUAUCUGCUUGAACACUCCACCCCUAUCCUACUUUGGAGCUGUGGUAUUUGUGCUCAAAAGAGCUCGGCUGAGGGAGCCGAGUAAUUAUGAGUGUUAAAAGUGAAACUUUUUCAACUUUUUCAUAUAUCAUAGACCCAGCAACUGAAGGGGUGACCCUCAGCAGAGAGCUGUUGACUGAAUAUUUAGGUAGAAGAAUAGCAGAAGCAUUAACCCAGAUGUGUUUAUUUUUAUUUGGUCUUGCUAUUCACACCCUGCAAAUGUCAGCAGGGAGGGGCGGAGCAAAGGCUGCCUGCAUUUUAAACCACCCUGGCCUCACAGGUCUCUAACUCACUGGAGUUUCAGAAGCAGUGAGUGGACAGAACAAAUUUACAUAAUGAAAAUGGCCAACGGAUGGAAAGUUGAACAUUGAUCUGUUUUUUUUUUUUUUUUUUUGGUUCUUUUUUUUUCGGAGCUGGGGAUCGAACCCAGGGCCUUGCGCUUCCUAGGCAAGCGCUCUACCACUGAGCUAAAUCCCCAGCCCUGAACAUUGAUCUGUUAGUGAGAGCAUUCCACUUCCAUUUUACCCUGAUGAACAAGGUGCUUGCCGUGUCUGAAACCACCAGGAGAAAGGGUCUGUCCUCUACAUAGGGAUUUGUAAAAAAAAAUAAAUAAAAUGUAGGACAGCCCACAGACUAUUCAGACAGAAAAACAGUCAGAGCCUUACCUUCAACUCAAGUAAGGAACUGGACUUAAAGAAGCAAAUGAGACUUAGCUUAGUCUGUCUGCCAAGCCCAUCUAAUCAGUGUGUUCAUGUGCUCUUCUGUCCACAUUGUGUGUUCACUGGCUUAAUAAACACUCUCUGUACACAGAGUGCUCCUGUUGACCCUGAAGAAGAGUUAGACGAUGCUUAGUGUUUCCUCACAUGGUUACUCUGCAGGAUGUGUGCUCAUGUGACGUCACUAUGUCUAACGUAGCUCCUGAAAACAGCUCAUCUGUCAGAUCAAAGGUGCUACAUCUGUUGUUCUGGUACUAACCAUCCGUAGACUUAUGCACAACACCAGAGACUCCUGCAUCAUGGUUUCAGUGUGUGAGAGCAUUAAACCACGGAGGAAUUGUCAUUCAUAUCUAUGUGUGUCAUUCUAGUGAGAGUAAAAAAAAUAAAAGUCAUUCUUUGCUGA